AUGCCAGAGGGCACGGCGACUGUCUUGACUGACAUGGCAGAACUGGUCGAUGAGAAAGAGAAGGUUCGUGCUUUCGGCCAACUUCAGCUCCAGCAUCUGGAGACUGUUUUCAAGAGCAAAGCCGUGCGACAAUUCAUCGAAGGCAUUGAGGAUUGGGAAGACAACUUGAAGACCCUCAAAACCUUCCAGAACGAGCGCCAGAUCCUCAUCGGUAUCUGGGGUGAGACUGGGCUUGGUAAGAGUUCUCUGAUCAAUGCGUUACUCGGCUACAGAAUUGUGCCCACGAGCCAAAGUUCGGCAUGUACGGCUGCCGUUUGUAUCUUUGGCUACAACAACGACACUGCAGGCGGAAACAAGUUUCGCGCCAUCAUCACUUUCAAGAGUUGGGACACAGUCAAGACAGAGCUCGAUGCCUUGAAAAAGGAGCAAGCAGAUCUUGAAGACAUGAGAAGCCUGUUUGAGAAUGAUCCAACCUCGGACUUCUCGGGACAGUACGCCGAGGUUGAACGCAGCAUCCAAAGCAUCAUGAGCUGGUCCGGCCUUUCGGAUGCCUUCAUUCGAAAAUCCUCUCCGGAGCAGAUCUUGCAGAACGCAAAAUCACUCGCCACCGACAUUUUCCCCAACGGAAAGGCCGACAAUACGGGAAACCAUCAGGAACACAUUGUGGCCGCCAGCGAGAGGGCCUUUAUCAGGCUCUUGAGGCAGUAUGUGGAUAGUGCAAACAAGUCUUCCGCCCCAAAGUACUGGCCGUUGGUUGAGAAAGUCAAGGCUUUUGUCGAUUCUCCUAUUCUCCGCAACGGCAUUAAGCUUGUUGACCUUCCAGGAACCAGCGACGCCUUUGGGUUCCGAGGAGAAAUCGCCCACAGUUAUCAAGAUCGGUUGGACAAGGUGAUUGUCGUGACGCCUGCAACACGAGCUGCCGACAACAAAGCCGCUGCCGAUUUCAUCUUGUCCGAGAACCAAACCACACAGUUGGACAUGGACGGCAUGUUGAAGGACGAAUCCAUAUGUGUUGUUGUCACCAAGAUCGACAGCAUGAACUGCGACACCGCCGAAACUGAGUUUCCUACCCAUGACAUCGUUGAGAAAGUCGAUGUAUUGGCCGAGAUAGAAGAUGCUCUGGCAGAGAUGGAACAGCACGGCAACAUGGUCCAGGAUGAUGGGGAGGACUCGAAAAAUGUUCCACUCGCCGGCCGUAAACGGGCUAACGCUGACCAGGCCACAUGUCGGGCUGCCAAAAAGCAGCGACUCGGCUCUGGCAAUACUGAUACAAAUGGCAAACAGGAGCGAAUGGAUGAGCUCCAAUACCAGAGGGAUUUCAUCAGGUCCGAGCUGAAAUAUCUUUGCAUUCAAGAGCGAAACAAGGAGCUGAAGCGCAAGAUUAAGGAAACCCUCCUCGACCCGAGCAAGAGGAUCAACGUUGCUGAGGAAUCGGUUGUCGCCGUGUCUUCGGUGUAUCCUGUCAGCAGCGAAGCGUUCAUGGAGCUCCAAAAGACACCAUCUAUCGACGGCUUCCCGGACGUCAACUCUACCGGCAUUCCAGACCUGAAGGCCUGGCUGUACAGAAUCUCCCUUCCUUACAGGCAGGAGUGGGCAGACGCCGACAUUCACCAUAUCCAGGUCCUGAUCGACGCCGCCGAUGGCUGGACGCAAGCCAAUGUCACCGACCUUCCCAGGCUCAGUAAGAGCGAAGUUGUCAGUUUGCAAGUCCGCCUGGAUGGGUUGAUGAAAGAACUGGGGACGGCCAUCACUUCCUCAGUGCGCCGUAAACUCCAACAAAAGCUGUCUCACUUGGAGCCGCUGCGAAAGAGCAGCUUGACCAAGGUGUCUCUCAAACGCAAUCUCGGAAAGAAUGGAAAGGAAACGCAAAUGGCUAUGAAAAACCUCAGGCGGUUCCUAGAAGCGUGGAAGGUGAAGAACCAUUGGGCAGGCACCCGCCCUUCGAGCAAGGAGGAUGAAACCCAUUGGUCUACCUACCAGGCCUGUGUGAAGAGGCACGGUGGUGUAUUCAAACGUCGAGCUCGGAGAACUCAGCCCAAGGCCGAGAUCCACUGGCUGGGCGACGUAGAUCUUUCUUUCUGGAGAGGCCAUAAGGAUAAGUGGCGAACCGGCUUCACUCAGAAAUUCUCGACGAUCAAGAAGACCAUCCAUAGCAGUGGUCUUGUUGCCUUCAAGAAGUGGGUCGAGAGUUUGCAUGACGACGAGGGCAUGCCAGAAUCCUUCCGGGAGUUGAUGAAGGCGAACACCUACAAACUCGACCAUCUCUUUGACAAGUACAUGACCGACGUAGGAGAACAGAUCAAUCUAUUCGAGAAGGACGCGCGAAAGGAGAGGGGGAUCGUUCAGAGAUAUUUCUCAAGCGGCAUGCGGCCGGGUUUCGAAGCUGCUGCCCGGAUCCGUGGAAAACAAAUCAAAGAAAGGCAGAGCCAAGUCGUCCAGAAACACGUCGAAGCCGAUGGCGUUCAGAUGUUUAGAAACGCCCGCAACGCGCUGGAGACACAGCUCGCAAAGUUACAUCGCGGCACUUCGAAGGAGGUAGGGCAACUCUGGAUGGCUCCAAAGAAGGGUUGUGGUGGCCGCAUACGCGCCGAGAUGCUCCGCGUCCUCAAGCGGUCCUCUAUCUCGUUCCUGAUGCCAAGCGCAGGGACUAUGAUGACCGACGAUGCCAAGGCGCAAAUUCGGACUAUCGUUAUCCGGUGGAGGACGACGUGGCACGCUGUCCAUGUCCGACUCCCCCGGUUUGUGCCGGUCGAGGAGGACAUCGAUUCAAACGCGGAAGAGGUCGAUUCAGAGAAUGAGGAGGGUGACAUGUCGACGGAGGUCCAGGUCAAGAGAGAACCCGAUGAAGUCGGCAGUUAUUGA
This is a messenger RNA of Colletotrichum higginsianum IMI 349063, 2862 nucleotides long. RefSeq names its product Tat pathway signal sequence. The transcript is spliced from 5 exons. The record is from RefSeq and is a predicted model, not a curated record. NCBI's taxonomy places the organism in Eukaryota, Fungi, Ascomycota, Sordariomycetes, Glomerellales, Glomerellaceae. The coding region runs from base 1 to 2862 and encodes 953 amino acids.